This is a messenger RNA of Mastomys coucha (southern multimammate mouse), 1604 nucleotides long. Its product is annotated as early activation antigen CD69-like. The coding region runs from base 85 to 684 and encodes 199 amino acids. Gene Ontology annotation, cellular component: external side of plasma membrane. The record is from RefSeq and is a predicted model, not a curated record. The transcript is spliced from 5 exons. NCBI's taxonomy places the organism in Eukaryota, Metazoa, Chordata, Mammalia, Rodentia, Muridae.
CUGAACAAGACAGCUCGAGCUAGGACUCGUCGUGGACCACUCGAGAUUAACCGGGGACCUUGAGGGGAAAAAAAAUUUAAAAGGAUGAAUUCUGAAGACUGCUCUAUAACGGAGAAUAGUUCUUCACAUCUGGAGAGAGGGGAGAAGGACCAUGGCACCAGCAUACAUUUUGAGAAGCAUCAUGAAGGAUCCAUUCAAGUCCCUAUCCCUUGUGCUGUGUUUAUAGUGGUCAUCAUCAUGUCCUUAAUGAUAGCUCUCGUUGCCUUCAGUGUGGGCAAGUACAAUUGCCCAGGCUUGUAUGAGAAUUUGGAGUCAUCAGACCACCAUGUUGCUACCUGUGAGAAUGAGUGGAUUUCAUACAAAAGGAAGUGUUACCUUUUCUCUACCACAACCAAGAGUUGGGUCUCAGCCCAACACUCUUGUUCUGAAGAUGCUGCUACUCUUGCUGUUAUUGAUUUGGAAAAGGACAUGACAUUUCUGAAGCGAUUUGCUGGUGGACUGGGACACUGGAUUAAGCUGAAAAAUGAAUCUAAUCAAACAUGGAAAUGGGCAAACGACAAAGAAUUUAACAGCCGGUUCAAUUUGACGGGGUCUGAGAGGUGCGUGUCCCUGAACCACACAGAUGUUGCCACUGUGGACUGCGAGGAAAACUUACGCUGGGUCUGCAGCAAGCCGUCCAGAUGACGAGGAAGCAUAGAUGUGUGCCAUAGCACCACAGGGAAGUUGUGUGACUGGAUACUACUCUGUGCUUGAAUUUUCCACAAAGACUGCACAAACUAACUUUACAUCAUCCUGGAACAACUACAGAUAGGACUGUGGGAUAUGAUGAAGAUCCAGGAAGAUCCCCUGACCAGGAGCUGAAAAUGUCACCGCCUGACUGGUAAUCCCAUCAAGGAUGAGAGGAUGGCUAUGAAGCCUCAGAAAUGCACUUUACAUUUUAACUUAGAAUGAAUAAAAAUGACUAGCUUUAGAGUUACUAUUUAUUGCUGAAUGACUGCAACAGCCAGCGCCUUCACGCAUUUGCACUAUUUGGAGGGGUUUCGGUGGUAGGGAGAGCUGAAUGUAGAUACAGAAAGAUUUGACUGAUUCAUGGUUUUCUUAAACUCAAAAAGCAUUCACAAGUAGACCAAUGCUUAUGAAACCAAGCUUUGCAGUAGCUCCAUCUAUUUACAGACAUUUGCCUCACUAUUUUGUCAAUUGUUUUCCCCUGAAGAAUAAGACUGACCUUUUCUUUAACUUCCUCUGUGUAGACAGCUAAUUUUCAAUGGUACAUAGUUCUUAGUCUUGAAAAAACCUCUGUAGUAUAUUUCAAGGAAGAAACAAAAGCACAGCAUAUGAGGAAUAGUUGUAGAUCAGAUUUCAAAGUGCUGGAAAGAAAAGUGCAAUAUGUGUCUUGGCAGAUCUCUGUCAGGACACACACCCUGUGGUUUGACCCUGGAAAAACUCCAGUCUUGUCACAUAACCUGUUUGUGUCUUUCCCAGUCCUUUGUCCAAAGUAUUCCCCAUGUGCAAUAAAGUGUUUAUGUAUUUGUUUGUAUUUUAAAAACCACUAUAAAGUUUAAGCUGUUUCUAUGAACGUCUAAAUAAAAGAAUAGACAUAUGGU